GGAUGACAAGAAGUCUCUUGGACGGCUUGCCCAAGUUAGCCAGAACCUGAAGGAGCCCGCACUGGAUGCACUUUACGCCGACAUCGAGAAUAUCGUCGACCUACUCAGGAGUUUUCCUUCCCACGUGUUGAAUCUAGAGGAGCGUCCACCUAAUAAACCUAUGCUGGUUGCGAGGCAGCAGCCAACUCGUGCGGACUGGGACAAGGUACUUUCGUACACAUCGAGAGUCAGAUGCCUCAACGAACAGCCAUUUGGGUCCGAGUCGGCUGUUCUCCCGCCAGAUACCGCUGAUGCUAUGUGCGAGUGGAUCCGCCCGUUUUCGUUCCUGUUUCCAAAGCUACGUAAAGUGUGUAUAUCACUUCAACACGACCGCUACUAUCGCUUCAUCACGACGUUCAUCACUGAACCUUCCCUUCUUCACUUGGAGCUGGAUGGGUGCUAUCAGCCGCUACUCUUUCAAUGCGCCCCGAAUCUGGCUUCUACGUGCCCGUCGCUUGUAACUCUCAACAUCACGUGCGAAGUCUAUCAGAUUGAUGACGAGGACAAUGGCAACAACCCUAUUCCUGCCGUUCUGGAGAACCUAUGUGGCUGGCGGAACUUACGGAACCUCAGCUGCGGCCCCCUCGACUGCGAUGCACUGACUUACCUAUCAUGCCUUCCGACACUACGUUCUCUGUCUAUACCUGCCACGAAGUACUCGUCGUGGAUCAACAGCCCUAAGCGUGGCUACUUCGACUCUCUGGACCAUCUCACAUUGCUGGUCGACGACUUUCAGGUUUGCAUGACUGCCAUUACGAUGUUAUUCUCGCUUCCAGAUGGCCGGAAAGCUCAUCUGCGUAGCUUACGGCUUCAAGUAGAUAUCAGCCAACGGGGUGAGGCGUUAUUUAGCUCUCCGUCACAGCUGGCGUCCGUCACCACUGCACUAACGGCGUAUCUCGCUCGCACCUCACUAAAGGAAUUCUUCGUCUCUCAGGAAAGCAUCCCGGACGCAGGAAUGGUCCCCGCACUAACGAAUCUCUACACGGGUCUAUUUCCGCUUACCUCUUUUCCUGCCCUCACACACCUCACGACCAGGCAUUACGGGAAUAGGUCGGAUGACGGUUAUUUGCUCACCGAAUCUGAGCUUUUGGAGCUCCUUCGACAUUGGCCUGCUCUUGAGCGCAUUGACUGCGCUACGCAGAGCAUAUCUCUCAGGAGUCUCGUCACGAUCCUUCGUCUCUGCUCCGGCGUGCGAUUUAUCAUGGUCCCUGUCAAAUUCUCCUUAAACGACGUCUUUGAAUGUCUCUUUGGCGCAGAACGGCCCCGAGGAACGCCUCUAACGUUUGCGGACCUUCCAUGCCACACCUCAGUAACCGACCUGUCAUUCACUUUCGAGCCGCCCGACGUGGUCUCGCCUGAAGCUAUGCUAGCUGUGGCAACAUUUUUCUUCCGUGUCGUACCCAACAUUAGGGCGCCUUUCGACCGGAGAUUACUUGAAUAUGUCACUCGGAAACAGUUCUGGGAUGCCACCUUUGCCAUCGUCAAGUCUUUGCGUUCAGGUCUGUGGGACAGUUUUCUCAACAGAUUUGUUCCGCCGAACCCGGUUUGAUGCCCAACUCCCGCUUUUUGUAAACUGUGUAGUAAAUUCGAUAAAUGGUCUGU
Coniophora puteana RWD-64-598 SS2 is the source of this 1641-nucleotide messenger RNA. RefSeq lists its product as uncharacterized. Lineage: Eukaryota; Fungi; Basidiomycota; Agaricomycetes; Boletales; Coniophoraceae. Bases 161 to 1588 code for a protein of 475 amino acids. The record is from RefSeq and is a predicted model, not a curated record. The transcript has 2 exons.